UGAAACGUGAAACAACCGUACUAUGAUAAACAGUAGUUGAUGUAUUAAUUAAUAUAGUUUACAAAUUUCUAUUGUGGCUAAACAUGGUAAAAACUACAAAAAUUAGACCUGAAAGAGAAAAACCUACAGAUCCACCAAUUGAAUCAACAUGGCAAAAACCAAAUUUGAAAGGAGAUUGGUGUAAUCUCUUUUUAUUGACAUUACUUUACACCAUGCAAGGAAUACCCUUUGGUUUUUCAAUAGGCUUACCAAUAAUUUUUCAGAGUAAAAAUGUGGUUACCUAUGAUGACCAAGGUUCAAUUAGUUAUAUUGUAUGGCCGUAUGGUAUGAAACUACUUUGGGCCCCAAUAGUUGACUCAUUCUAUGUACGACGGAUAGGACGACGAAAAUCUUGGUUAAUACCCCUUCAAUAUUUAAUAGGUGCGUUAUUAAUAUAUUUCACUAAUAACAUGGAUGAAUGGUUACCUGAAUCAGGAAAACCGAACCUCAAGAUGAUUGUGUUGUUUUUGUUCAUCAUCAAUUUGUURAAUUCUAUUCAAGAUAUAGCCGUUGAUAGCUGGGCAUUGACUAUGUUGAAAAAAAAUAAUGYGAGUUAUGCAUCCAUUUGCAAUUGUACAGGUAUCGGCAUUGGAUUCUUAAUUGGCUGCGUUUGCCCGGUUCUUCUUUCAUCUGAGCAAUUUUGUGACAGAUAUUUACGGCUCACACCAAGCGAAGGAGGAAUAAUUAGUAUCAAAAGUAUUAUCUUUCUAUGGGGCGUCGUAUUUUUAUUGAUUACAACUUUAGUUGCUAUCUUUAAAAAGGAAAAGGAUACUAGGAUAGAAAAUGUGAAGAUCAGUAUUUUUCAGAAUUAUAAACUAUUAUGGAGUCUAUUUAAGCUUUCUAAUAUGAGGAUAUUUUUAAUAACUGUUCUAACAUCGGGGAUUGGAUUUUCUACAAUGGAYACGGUCGUUAACUUGAAAUUAAUUGACGCUGGUGUUUCUAAAGACGACAUUAUGUUAAUGACGACUGCCUUGUCUGUCUUUAGAAUAUUUGUACCUGUUAUACUAGCUAAGUACACUGAGGGUCCAAAACCACUCAGCUUGUACCUGAAAUGUACGCCAAUAAGAUUACUUUGGAGUAUACCAUAUGUUCUGCUGAUAUAUUAUACGCCGUUUUUAAUUCAAAAUAAUGGAGUUGUAAAUGUGCCAAUAUAUUAUUAUUUUAUCUUAGGUUUUAUAUUUACAAUAAAUGAACUGAUAGUUAACGUCAUGAUAAUUUCGUAUUUUUCAUUCUUCAUUAAGAUAAGUGAUCCUCGAUUUGGAGGCACUUAUUUAACAUUAUUGAAUACAGCUCGAAGUUUAUCAUGGACAAUACCAAAUACUGUUAUUUUAAAAAUGAUUGAUAUUUUAACAUUCACUAAAUGUUCAAAUGAUGGACAUGAUGGUAGUUGUUCUUCGACAGAUUUUAAAAAUAUUUGUAAUACAAAACAGGGUCAUAAUUGUGUGACAAUUUUUGAUGGUUACUAUAUUGAAGCAGSCAUUUGUAUGGUGAUUGGAUUUGUUUGGUAUGGUAUUUGUAAGCGCCAUUACAGAAAUAUUCAAUCAAAAGAUAUUUCAUAUUGGAUCGUUGAUUUGGAUAGACCUGCAAUGUCAGUAUAUCUCUAAAUCASGCACCGUCGCGUAUCAUUAACUUAAUAACAGUACUUAUAUCUAUCACCUAUUAUAAAGAUUCUAUUACAAAAUUGUAUUACCUAAUUAUUAAAUUGUUGUUUUGUGCUUCACAA
Molecule: messenger RNA, 1762 nt
Organism: Diuraphis noxia (Russian wheat aphid)
Lineage: Eukaryota; Metazoa; Arthropoda; Insecta; Hemiptera; Aphididae
Product: acetyl-coenzyme A transporter 1-like
Biological process (GO): acetyl-CoA transmembrane transport
Cellular component (GO): membrane
Molecular function (GO): acetyl-CoA transmembrane transporter activity
Source: RefSeq, a predicted model, not a curated record